Molecule: messenger RNA, 198 nt
Organism: Laetiporus sulphureus 93-53
Lineage: Eukaryota; Fungi; Basidiomycota; Agaricomycetes; Polyporales; Laetiporaceae
Exons: 1
Coding region: 1-198 (65 amino acids)
Source: RefSeq, a predicted model, not a curated record
AUGCUCGACAACAUGCCACACCUGUGCCUAUCAAGUGACCAUCUGCGCUUCAUCCUUUUCAUUUUUCAUGAACUGGGAGUUCAUGGUGUGCCUUCCCUUAAGGCAUUUCGCAAGAAGCAAGAUGAGAUUGUGAAGAUUUGUGGCAUUAACACAGAUGCAAAGCGUACCUCAUUUAGCCAUGUCUUCUAUCAGAACUGA